Molecule: messenger RNA, 4223 nt
Organism: Pteronotus mesoamericanus
Lineage: Eukaryota; Metazoa; Chordata; Mammalia; Chiroptera; Mormoopidae
Gene: TSTD3
Product: thiosulfate sulfurtransferase like domain containing 3
Exons: 4
Coding region: 31-510 (159 amino acids)
Molecular function (GO): thiosulfate-cyanide sulfurtransferase activity
Source: RefSeq, a predicted model, not a curated record
GGUCAGUAGUUUGGCGUGCAGGAGCUGGUAAUGCCGCUGCAAAGGUUGCUGUUUACAAGUGCGCGCCGCACGAUCCUCGGGCCCAGGGAGACUGCGCUGUGGGGUUUGAACUCAAUAGAAGGAAACUGCUACAAUUUUUGUACUGCUGUUUUUAAAGAUGUCACUUAUAAGGAACUUAAAAACCUCAUGAAUUCCAAAAAAAUUAUGUUAAUUGAUGUUAGAGAGACAUGGGAAAUUCUUGAGUCUGGAAAAAUCCCUGGGUCUGUCAAUAUACCAUUGGGUGAGGUAGGUGAAGCUCUACAGAUGAACCCAGAAGACUUCAAACAGAAGUACAGUGAAUUGAAGCCAUCCAAAUCUGACAGGCUAGUGUUUUCUUGUUUAGCUGGAAUAAGAAGCAAGAAGGCUCUGGACACAGCAAUGUCUCUGGGCUUUAACAGUGCUCAACACUAUGCUGGAGGAUGGAAAGAAUGGGCAUCCUAUGAAUAUUCAGAGAAGAAACAAGGAAACUGAAUUCUGGACUACAGGCUGGCUCUUUCCUUGUGUACGUGCAGCCUAGCACAAUGGAAUGAGCAAAAGAAUAAAAAUCUCUCUUUGGCACCACUGACAAAUGGGAAGGGAAUUUUGUGUAAGUCAAUUAUUUGACAAAACUUUUUCUCAACUGUAAAUUGAGAAUACCACUUCCCCUACCUACUUGUAAAAGCUAUUGAAGAUCAAGACACUGUAAGUGACUUGCCGUGGAUGUAUAAGGGUUGGGAUUCGAGGAAUUACUUUUUGAACAGUUGAGUUCAAUAGUAUUCCAAAAGAACAGGUUACCUCCAUUUCCUAAUUGUAAUGUGUGACCAUUUGUUAGUAUACGUUCUAUCCAUCAGAGGCUAUGGGUUAGACCAGAUUAAUAAACAGACUUGACAUUAAAACACCAAGGACCUGGGAUCCUUGUAAGUAGAUGAAAUAAUAAAAAAUGAAAAUACAUUAAUAGCAUCCAAAGACUAUGGCAGUGUUGUGACCAGCAUGGUAGUGAUAUAACUUUGAGUUUAAAAAUUAAUAUGAUCUAUAUAGAUCAAAAUCAGGACAGUGAUUGCUUCUGUUGAGGGAUGAUUAACUGAAAAAGGCAAGGAGGGAUAUUUCUAGGGUGAUAAAAAUGCCCUGUGGUACAUGGUUCUAUACACUUACCAAAACUCAUUUAAUUGGACCCUUAAAAAAUAUAUUUUCUAUAAUUGUAUCAAUUAAAAUAAAAAUGAAGAAAAACUCAACCGCUAGCAUGAGUAUAUUCCUUUGAAAUGUCUUGCACUUGUUAGUGCCCUAGUGCCCCGGUGGUAAAACAAAUUUGUGCUUUUUUCUACCUGUACCUCUUCGGACCCACCUGUUUUCAGUCUUAUGUUUUUCAUCCAGAUCAUGUAAGGCCUAGCAAGUAACUGUAAGAACGUGCUUUGUCCUUAAUGAUAUAUAUUAAGCCAGUGGAGAAUCUGGAGUAGGGAUAUGAUGUGAUCACCUUGAGCUUCUAUUUCUGAUGUCAGUCUAGUUUCUAGCACACUCCCCACAUAACUAGAAAAGCUGGGAAAUCCACACAUGUAACAUAUGCAGAGACUUCAGUGUUGGUUCAUUCUCUCUACAGCUUUCCUUCUCUGUGAGAUUGUGCCUUUUCAUAUCCUUGCUGUAUCCUUAGUGUAUUUGCCCUAGUAAUAUGGUUUAUAUAAAUAUAUAAAUAAAAUCUGCCUAACGGCAAAACCAGCAAGAAGGAAAGCUGUACAGAAUGAGCCACUGUUGCAGUGAACCCAUCAAGGAAUAGGAAUCUGGGUUAAACACAACAGGCUUUUAUAUAACUUAGUUGGAACCCCUGAUAAGCUAUACUGUAGGAGUGGAGGUGAACAAGAAACUGACCAACUCUCAUAAAAAUGUUAAGGCCAGCUUUGAAUCAACUAAAUGCCUGAAUGCAUUAAGGUGAUCUUCUUGAUACCCUUAAAGGCCUGCCAGAAGUAAAUCCUCUCUUGGAGAAAGAUAUCAUUUGUCUAGCUAUGGCAGGGCUUGUCAACAGUAAAUACUUUAAGUUGCCAUAAGGUCUCUGUUCAUCAAUUGCUACAGUAGCACAAAAGCAGCCACAGACCAUACAUAAAUCAGAGUGUAGCUGUUACUCCAAUAACAAUCUGUGGUUGGUUAGGUUUGAAUUUUGUAUUUUGAAGUUUCAUGUAUUGCCAGAUAUUCUUUUAAUUAUUUUAAAACAUUAAAAAUAAAGCAAACAUUUCUUAGAUCAAAGACCAGCCCAAAACAGGUGGCAGGUGGAAUCUAGCCCACCCUUGAGCCAGAAACAGAAAUGUUAAAUAGUUUUUCAUAUCAAUGUUCAGAAUUCUUUCAGAUCUUACUAGAAAUAGCAGUAAAGAGGACUUCAUGAUUGAAAAAGAAACAUCCACAAAAGAGCUACACAAUUGGAGUUUUCACACACUUUAAAAUAACUGUGAUUUUUAUAUUCAAUAACUUAGAUGAUAAAACAGAAAAGUUUAUUACAGGAAUGAAAACUACAAAAAAGUAUCAAAUAGAAAUUCUAGAAUUUAAAAAUACAGUAACCAAAAUUUAAAACCCAAUAGAUGACAAUUUUAACAGAUUAGCCAUAGCUGAGAGGGUUAAUAAAAAUGAAAAAACAGAUACAUAUAUUAACAUGGAUGACUCUCACAGUGAUGAGUGAAAACACGAAUUUCAGAAACACAGUACAAGAGUUUGAAAACAAGCAAAAUGCCAUUUAUUAUUUAUAUGUGUAUGCAUAUGUACAUAUAUAGUACAAAUAAAUUAUGGGAAUAAUAAAUACAAAAUCCAUACUGGCUUCCUUCAGGGAGAGAACAUAGGCUUUAACAAUGUUGUUAACAUAUCCCUAACUUAGAGACACUUACACCAGAUUGUAUAAUUUUAAUACCUUUGGAUUCCUGAUAUUUUAAAAGAAAAACUAUGAUAAAUAAUAUAUCCUGUCUGGGUAUUCUAUGCCCAAAUAUAAUUGUACUUGUAUCUUUUUAAAAAACUUAGGGCUAAUAAAUUAAUUAGAAUAAUUUAUUUACUAUAUCAAACUGGUAAAGAAAAUGUUAUUCUGAAACAAUUUAACAAUUAUAUAUCUGAAAUUGCACUUUCACAAUAAAACUCAAGAGUAAAAACAUUAUUAAGGUCUGUGGUAUCAGAUACCUCAAAACAUAAGAAUAUAGCAUAUUAACACAAAUUUAACAGUGGCUGUUUUAAUCAUGGGAGAAUAUCACUUUUACUCUGAUAAUGUAAUCAAAAGUUUUAGAAAUGUGGAAAAGUGUCAGCAGUGGAUGGCCUCAAGAGUUCUGAAUUAUCAAGAGUUCUGAAUUAAUCAAUGUCUCAGGUUUUCUUCAUUUACAUUUCUUUCUUACCUGCCUUUUGAUCUCACUGAGGUCUCUCAGAUUCUGUGAUAAUGUACCCUUUUGCUAUUUAGUAUGUAUAUACCAUAGAAAUACGGGAUAAAUGUAGGAAUCAGCAGCUAAUUGGUGAGAAAUUUCUUUUGUUAAGGACAAAUGGAAAAUUAAAUGCUUCUUCCACCAUCCAGUAACAAUUAUUUUUCAGUGUCUGAAAGGGCAGCAGUGUAUUAGUGAAAAAAUGUAAUUUUGUUACUAUUUCUUUUCAGUGCUCCAAGUUUCUCCAGGAGCAAAGUAAGGAAAAGAGAAAUUUUAAUGAAGGACGAUAACGGUAGAAUCUGACUGAAGUGUAUCCAGAUGGAGAUAAUAGUUUCCUCUGUGAAUCCAUAAAAUAUAGUACUUGUUAAUAUGCACAAAAUAAUUCAGGGUUGUUGUUUUGCAUUAACAUUAAUGAGUAAAGAAGGCAGGCAAAACUUCCAGCUAAACAUCUGGGGGUAGGAAUGGCAAUGAGAUCCCUUACUGAAAACAGGAAGAUAAAAGUGAAACUGAAUACUGAACAAUGAUACCUAGCCCCCUAACCUCACUUGUCUCCAAGAACUGACCCCUCAGAAAGCUAGAGAGCUUUCUCUCUAGAAGAAAUUGACUCAUCCCAAAGGAAAAGCUUCAGAACAUGAUGCUGAAAUGAGAUGAAAAUGGAUCUAUGAAUUUUAAGAGAUGAAUCAAUGAAUUACAAUGUAUGGUCCUCAUUUAGGUACUGACUAGAAUUAAACAAUAUUUCAUAAUAUUUAAGAGAUAGUAGAAAAUUUGAACAUUUGAGUAUUUGGUAUUACAAAUUAUGAUUAAUUAUAGUUUAGGUACAAUACUACUAUU